GGAACCCGGACAGUCAGUCUGCAGAAACCUGGAUGGUGAACCGCAGAGCUUCUUCUUCAUCUUAUAGCUCCGACGAUUCUGUCCGAACUUUCCCGACCGCGCCCGAGCUCGCAGCCCCCACACGCCCGACAUCUACCGAAAUCUUCGUCUUCAUCCCGAUCUUCCGCUCGGUUGAAGUGAGCUGUGUUCGGGUUGGGGGAGGUGGGGUGGACGACAUUCAUGAAAUAAAGAAAAAAAAGGGUUUUCCAUCAUUCCUGAGCCCCUCCCAGCCCUCUGAUCACCGGACCGAGGCUUUUAUAAAGAGAGAUGCAGUCCAAGAUGAAAGCAGUCGUAGCGGCGGUACUUAGCGCCGUGUUCUGCACCGUUGUGUCAGCAUCUUCCAGAGUCAAAGAGGAAAGGAGGACGGCCUUCUUCGGCGAGGACGUCCACAUCGAAGUGCCGUCGUGGAGCGACCCGGAGGUCGUGUUCCGACCCAGAACCAACAGCUCCUACGAGGUUCCUCUGCUCCAGGCGGGCCGGGUGACGAACCCGAACAAGACCGAGCUCAACGCUCUGGGCCACCUGGUGCUGAAGGACGUGCAGGAGGAAGACAAGGGGCUGUACAUCAUCAGAAGCAGCAGAAAUGUCAGCAUUUCCAAAAACCUGGUCCUCAGCGUGAGGGACUGCGUUUUGGAGCAGGUUGUAAAGUAUGGAGAGACGUACAUCAUCCACCUGAACCAAAUCGAAGGUCCGAUCACGCUGGAGUUCAGGCCCAGCCUGGUCAGAGUCAACCAGACGGUGGUCCCUCACACCUCGGAGCCGCCGUCGGUGAUCCUCUACAACCAGAGCGCCGUGUUGGGGGACGACUACGCCGGGCGCCUCAGCGUGUCGGACAGGCAGGUGGUGCUGCACUCGGUCAGGAUGACGGAUGAAGGAAGCUUCACGGUUCUGGACCGGGACGGUCACACCAAGACGAGGACCUGCCUGAAUGUCAGAGAUCACCAGAGUUUCCUGCAUUUUGCCUACGGAGAGAACCUGAAGAUGAAACUCUUCCUGCACUUCUCCAACCUCAACGUGGUCUACAGGUCCAAACUGGACCACCAGGACCGGGUCAUCGUGAACCAGGGGGUUCUGGUGGCGCCGCUGGACCCGCAGCUGGAGGGCCGGCUCACUGUGGACGGGUCGGAGCUCGUCAUGAAGAAGAUGCACCCGGCCGACACGGGGCUCUUCAAGGUCACCGACCUGGCUGGCUUUACUGUGGCUCACAUUUACAUAACCGUGGAAGCCUAUAAGAUGGCUCCUCUGGCUGUUGCCAUCCUGUCCAUGCUGGGCCUGAUCGCCUUCAUGCUGCUGGUGUGCCUGCUCUCCUGCCUCUAUAAAAUACAUAAAAGAAACGAGAAGAACAAGAAGCUGACGCUCAUCGCCCAGCAGGCCGGCAAGACAGAAGGGGAAGCUUUCCGACAGGUGGUCCAUGAGGCUUACAGCAGGUUCACUGAAGAGUCUCUGAUGACGUCGGUGUGUGAUAAACCCUCAGAGACCACCGAGGUCACCAUCAAGGGUCUGGAGGUGUCCAAACCAGGCCGGUACCAGACUCUCCCCUCUGACAACUUCCUGGAAAUGAGCGACUCUGGAGUCGAGUUCAGCCACUCUGGACUCCCGCUGGACAGCGACACCGAGGCGGUGAUGACCUACGCCUCCCACAAGCCCCUCCUGAACGCCGCGUCCCCUCCAGCCGUGACGGACGCCGUCAUGAUGUCCGACAGCCUGGAAGCCACGGAGGCCCUGGAUGGAGGCCUGAGCGCCGUCCGAACCCCGGACUCCAUCCUGAGCGCCAGCCCCGCCUCCAACCCGCGCUCGGCCUCGGCCGCCACGCCUGACGGCAGCCUGCAGGGGGCCGCGUCCCCGGCGACGGCCUCCAGGGGCACCGCGGGGUCCGACUCAGCCAAGACAGAGGGCGGGGCGGAGGGAGAAGAAGACGGUCAGAAGGAGUAAUCAGGAAGUGUUUCUGGAACCUUUUAUCAUCCGAACACGGACAGAUCCUUCGUCCCAACAUCUGAAACAUCACAGAUAAAACAGGACGGAUGUAGAUGUGCUGGAUGCACAACAGAGUUUAAUUCACUCUGGCUACAACCUCACUGUCUAUCAACAGAACAUCCAGUGCACAAAAUGCAUGCAGUUCCGGAAAACACAAAAGAAGAUAUCUUAGAUCAGACGUAGACGUUAGAGUAGACUACAUGCAUGCUUUAGCAAAUGAAAUGCACUUAAAUCAUAUCAAAUCAGCUGAAUUCCUGUCAAACCGGUUCAAUAAUGAGAAAAUGACAAACGUUUGAGGGUAGUGACAGACAGGCGGCGUGUUUCAGACAGCCUUUGAGCUGCAGCGCGUUUCCUCUGACGCCACGCUCUCAGAAAAUCACAGCGAUGAGUGCGUUUCAAUCCGCUCUGUUAUUAGCAGCACAAGCAUGUCAGAAAACAUCCCCACAUCUCAGAUGAAGCUGCUUGUUUCACCGGGAUGAGCUACUCGAGGUGUUAUGUCUCCAAAACAACAACAACAAAAACAUCCUGCAAGAUGAAACCGGUUCAAGUAGACGCAGCAGCAACACCUCUCUGAAACUGCUGCUGCUUGUUUCAAAUAUUAGGUGUCAGAUCUGCAACAUUUGAAGGAUUUGUCAGAGGAAACCUGUCAAAACGUUCCACUUUAUCUCACUCAGCAGUCAAAAGUCUCUGUUUUUGUUUGCUGCUUCUAGUUAUUGUUCACUUGGUUCCAGGAAGGGAAAAAAUUCAGGGGGAAACUGACUGAGUGGCAUUUGUGUGACUUUCAGAGCAGCUCUUGAGAGCAUAAUUGGAUUCCAGGUUUCUUUGCAGACAGACCAAUUCGUGGACGCCAUGGAGCGCGGACCGGUGAUAAAAGAGCUGAAAGAGAUGGGAAAAGGGUACGAUUCAGGGAACAGAUGAAUGACAUCCAUGAUUCAAAGCCUAUUUUCAUCUCAGCCCAGAAUCCACCUCACAGAGCUCUCAUUAUUGGAGCCCAGUUGUUUGGCAGAAUGGAGUAACUGGAAAGAUAAAGUUGGAUCAGGGCGUGAUAACGACGCAGCCUUUCGCUUCAGCAACAUGAGCGGCUGGCUGUCAGAGAGGGUUGUGUGUGCAGGAGAGAGGCGGCGGAGUUUCAUUCAGUUCAGCCCAGAUCAUCAAACACUGGAGAGAGACAAGAGUCUGAGUGGCAAACCUUCAGUUGACGGUAAAGUUAUUAAUGAAUAACAAUGAUAAACAUCAAUCCUGGUUCUGCUCCAGGAUGUAACUGAUGUAAAACACAAUAGAAAACUUUCCUUAAAAGUAAACAGCAGUAAACUUUAGAAUUUAUAUAGAAUUUACAGUAGAUGCUGAUUUAUAUAUGCUUCACAAGAAAACCUGUUCAGUGAAAAAUAUUUUUAAUAAAAUGUUCCAACUUGUGGUAGAAAAAUGAGUUAAAACAAAGAUUUGUCAAAUGUGCUAAAAAAAACACCUUUUCACCUCGGACGUCUCUGUUAAAGCUAAUUUAGAAGGACAAUUAGGCUAAAAAAGUACAAAUUUCAAUAAUUUUCUUAACAAGUAAAGACGAGGACAUGUGGAGCUGAAAUAGUCAUAGAAGGACAUAUGGAAUAAAGUUAGCUUUAAGUCUAAAAUUUAACUCCAAAUGUUUGUUUCUGUCCAACUUUGAUCACAAAAUCCAAAAUGGCUGCCAGCAACACAAAACCUUAUACUCCAAUAACUCAGUGGACUCCUUUCUGUUCGGGGUUCUUUAUGGAUUCACCUUUUGUGAGGAUUUUGCUCCAAUUUAUUUACAGAAAAUUUGCCCAUUUACAGAUAUUUUUGUAGCGCAUGUUUAAAAUAUUUGGAAAAAAAAGUGCAGCUUGGGAAGCUGAAAUAUGAAAUGCUGUUUACUCUGCUGGUUGGCAUUUCCAAAGCAGCCAAUCCGGGAGCGCCAUUCAGUUUCCUUGGUGUUGAUUGGUUGAACUCCUAAGAGUGGAGAUUAUGAAGAAUGUAAACAUUUCUGUGGUAGUAGAACCAAGAUCAUUUUAAAUAUUAAUGCAUCCUAAAGUAUGUUUGGUGUUUGAAUUAUUAAAAUAGGAACUUUUAAAUGUUUUUAGAGAGUCUUAUGUAUUUGUGGAUUUCGACUAUUUGAUGGUGGUUGUGGUCAGUUGGCUCUUGUCCGUAAAAAAAAAAAACGGUUUAUAAGAUUUAAAUACAAAAACAUACAUUUACAUUUGCAUGCAUUGCUAGUAGUACUUAGUAAUAUCACUGAGCUCAACUGUUAUCAUUUGUAAUUGGAGCCUGACUGAGUUUGGUGUGAUGCCGUUCCCAGAUCUAAUGGUUUGUUUUAAUGGCACCUUCUGCUUUAAAAUCUGAUUUCCAGAUUAAAUAGUUAAAGAUCCAUGACUGUUUCAAUAAGGCUGCCAUGCAAGUAAAGCUCAGUCAUAACUAAACUAAUCAAUAGCUUCCUGGCCAUUUUGGCGUUUUGUAAAUCAUUAUCAAGUAGCACACAGUGUACAGCUGUUGUGUAGCUGGAUGUGACGUCACUCCCAGAUUUUCUGGUACGUUUCAGGUUUGACUGAAAGCCAGAACUUCUGCCUUCCAAGUUAGAUCAAAUUCAAUAUGGCUGCCGUAUAAAGAGCAGUGUUAGCUGUAGCAUUAAGCGGUUAAGCAUUUCUGACAGUUUGUAUCUGAAUGAAUUGGUGCAUCUUUCUUAGUUUGGUGUUCAAACAUGAAAAGAUGCAAAGAUUUGGGUUGUUUUGGUUUGUAUUGCUCAUAGUGAUGCUCCUCUCACUGACCACAACAAUUAGCAAUUCCCUCUGGUUCUUUACUUGUAACUAGGACAUUAUAAGCUUGGAAGAAAUGGAGUCGGACCCAAAUCAACAUCUGAGGAAAAUGGAAAGCAGCCCAAGCUCUCACAGGCCUAACAACUGUGUUUGACUAAUUAGUUUCCCUUUCUUGCUGUAGAAAAAGCUAAUUCAGGUCACAGAAAACUAAUUUCCACCUCUGAAUGUGAGCAGGGCAUGAAACUCGCCGCUGUACUUCCUCUCCUCCACACGUCCAGCCUCUGAGCUCCUCUGCUUUUAGGGAAGCUUCAUCUCAGCAUCCGUCACAUCUGCUGACACACACAGGCCGCAACAAGACCUUUGGGUCCCAACAGUUUCAUUUAUUCAGCAGCGUUGCUGUUACCAUUGACAUCUGUUAGCAGUAUGGCUACCUCAAGCUGUCACUGACCUGAUGUCAGCCUGGACAGGCUGCAGGAUUCACCCAAAGCAGCAAAACAGGCACCAAAGUCUUAAUAUCAGAAGAGAAAAGCACAAAUUCAGCAUUUGAUUCUUUUUAGAUAUGAAUAAGUUUCACAUUUUUACUGAUGAGGGUAAAAAACAUGAAGCAGCUAUUGUAAAUAUAGUUCAGUGAUCUGCAAAAAAUGACUAGUUCCCUUCUUCUUCUUCAGGAAAAUUCAUUUGAAUCGUUCAGCAUUGUAUGUAAAACGACUUGCAUAUUCAACUCAGAUGGGAAAAUGAUCCAUUUGAUGGGAGUUUUAUGAGGAAAUGCUUAAAACUCACAGGAGGGCGACUGAAAGCUCCAGAAAUGGACUCUGUAGAUCUGUAAAUAUCAGCUGGAUGUAAAUGAGCUAUGAUGCAUCAAUUUGGUGGACUAAUAACAGGAUAACCACUGAAUAUUUAAUAUAAUCUAAUGCAAUAUUAAUGAUAAAGGCACUGAAGCAUCAUGAACGCUCUCCUCCUGCAAGAAAACCCAGACGUAGCACAUCAGUACACCAGUCUACUGUUAGUCGUCUGUUUUCACUGCUGUAAAUAUGAAGAUCUGUGAUCUGCAUGUGGAUAAUCUUAGAAUACUCACGUUUCUUACUACGAGGCUUAUGCAAGAUUUUUUACCGCAUUGAUCCUUGAAUCACAGUAGGUAGGAAACUUUGCCUUCAGCUGGGAAGUCUGUGGUGUUUACAUGCUGGAAUCUGGUUGAAAUCCUUUCAUCAAGUCGGCCUCAGCAGGAGGCGAUCCGUCUGCGGCUGCAGGCCGUAUUGACACAUCGCAGGUGCUGAUGGUUUGAGCCAGAACCGCUCAGGCUCUGCCUCAAACGCAAAACCUGACAAACAAAACCGGGAAGCUGCAGCACGAAUCCAGUGUUUGGGGAAAAUAACAAUUUACAGCAUCUGCAUCAGUUGGGGAUUUUACCUCAAAAUGUAAAUUA
This is a messenger RNA of Poecilia latipinna (sailfin molly), 6195 nucleotides long. RefSeq lists its product as uncharacterized. Gene Ontology annotation, cellular component: external side of plasma membrane. The transcript has 11 exons. Gene Ontology annotation, biological process: positive regulation of T cell proliferation; T cell costimulation; cellular response to lipopolysaccharide. The record is from RefSeq and is a predicted model, not a curated record. The coding region runs from base 307 to 1971 and encodes 554 amino acids. Lineage: Eukaryota; Metazoa; Chordata; Actinopteri; Cyprinodontiformes; Poeciliidae.